AUGGCAUCAUCGAGUUCACCCUGGCAGAGGUUCCUGCGCGACCUCAAAAUAGAGGACAUGCUCGGCGCUGGACCCACGGAAGAGCUGAAGGUGGACAUGCUCAACCGCAUCAUCUUCCUCAAUAAGGACGAGACGGUCAAGGACGCCAUCGAUUUGCUCACCCAAAACAAGAUCAUCUCCGCACCUGUCUACGACGAUGACGCCAACCAGUUCAUCGGGUUCGUGGACAUGCUCGACCUGGCGACGCUGUGCGUGGAGCACCUCAGCACUGCCGGGAAGCCGCUCACCCAGGAGGAGUUCGAACGUCUGCCCAUCUGCUCUGUCAUCGAUCUCUCGGGACGUAACUCGUGGCUGCCUCUCGAUCGCGCCGCUCCGCUGGGAGAGCUCUUCGCUGCCCUCUCCAAGCCCGACGUUCACCGCGUCCCGAUCGUCGACUCCAAAGCCACUAUGACGGUUGUGGGCUCAACUUUGUGGGUCACAGAGCGGGAGCCGGAGAAGAAGGUGCUCGCCAUCAUCACGCAGGCCGAAGUCAUCCGUUGGCUGUGGGUCAGUCGCUCGUCGCCCGGCUUCCCUACAGCGGCGCUGGCGAUGAAGAUCAAAGAUAUGUCAACGGCGGCCGUCCACGAAUUCGCGGCCCAGCGCGAACUGGUUCUGAUCGAAGAGAACCACACCGUCAUCGCCGCUUUGCGCAAGAUCGUCGAAAAGAGAGUCAACGGCCUCGGAGUCGUGUCGGAGUCGGGCGAGCUGGUCGGGAAUGUGAGCGCGACGGACGUGCGGGUGGCGGCCGCCACCGGGUGGCAGGAGCUGACGGCCCUCCUCGCCAAGCCGCUCCGCGACUUCCUCAAGUUCAAGGCCUCGCUCAUGCUCACCAUCAACGAGCGCGCCUCGCACCCGCGUCCCAUCACCGUUACUCCGGAGGACAAGCUGGAGACGGCGCUCGAGAAGCUGGCAGUGAACCACGUGCAUCGGGUGUGGGUCGUGCGAGGCGAGGCCGCAGUGGCGGGCACCGGAGCCGCAGCGCGGGCCGAGGCUGAGGUCGAGGGAUUCAAGCUCGGCGCCAACGUCCCCGUCGGCUGCGUCAGCUUGACCGACGUCAUCCACGAGCUCGCCGAGUUCAAUGCCUAG
Messenger RNA from Acanthamoeba castellanii str. Neff, 1125 nucleotides. Its product is annotated as CBS domain containing protein. The record is from RefSeq and is a predicted model, not a curated record. The transcript has 9 exons. The coding region runs from base 1 to 1125 and encodes 374 amino acids. Lineage: Eukaryota; Discosea; Longamoebia; Acanthamoebidae.